This is a messenger RNA of Colossoma macropomum (tambaqui), 1952 nucleotides long. RefSeq names its product cyclin-dependent kinase 2 interacting protein. The coding region runs from base 127 to 771 and encodes 214 amino acids. The transcript is spliced from 5 exons. The record is from RefSeq and is a predicted model, not a curated record. Lineage: Eukaryota; Metazoa; Chordata; Actinopteri; Characiformes; Serrasalmidae.
ACGAGUUUAAUCUGCCAGAGGGAGAACUAGAAGAAAAGAAACAUGGAGCGACACCAAAAUCUGUAAAGAUUACUGACCGCAGUUUUUCUUUACCUGCCAUAUUAUAUUAAUGACAGCCGAGUUCAAAUGGACGAAAACCAUUCUGAGGCCACGACUCCUGGAAGAAAAGGCAAUCUGACCGGAAGUGCCAGAAAACUGAAGGACAAUGCUGCAGACUGGCAUAACCUUAUCCUGAAGUGGGACCGUCUGAAUGAUGAGGGAUCGACCAUUGCAACUAGAAUCGUUAACUACAGAAUAAGUGAAAAGUCUGUGAAAGAGCCUGAUGUUGUGAUGGAAGAGGACGGCUCAUCUGUAGCUGCUUCAGAGAGAAGAGUGAAUCAGAGCAGUCAGGAGCUACAGGAGGAAUGUGUCAAUCUACAGAAUAUUGUAGACAAAAUGGCCCACAUUCUGUCAAAAAUGGAGAAGAUGGUCUCUGCUGAGAAGGGAAUAUGUGAACUGGAGAUGUUUCAGUAUGGUGCGAAAGGAAGACCAGCACCACUGUUUCAAACUUGGACUACCCAACAGUUUGCCGAAGCGUCAUCCAGGAUUUACGAGGCCUACAAGCAGGAGCUGGCCCUCAAGCAAACCAUCCUGCAGGAACUGGCCCACACGACUAACACUGAUCUCUCCAUGGUCUACCUCUCCUCCUGGUUGUAUCAGCCCUACAUUGAGGACAGCACAAAACUUCUGUUAGAGAGCUUACUAAUGGAAACAGGUCACAGAGCGCUAUGAUUCAGAUUGGUGGCAGGUUCUCCACACUGCACCAGGACUUCAUUUAAAAAAAAAAAUCAUGGAAAGUUAGAGCAGAGGAAUUUCCCAUAAAUAUAGGAUUUCAAAACCGGAGAAACUCGUUUUUUCUAGAAGCCAGAAACAUUUUAAUUGCUAAUGGAACAUACUGAAAUGGUACCAUGGGUAUGCUGGGAUUAGCUUGCAUGUGGAUUACACAGCAUACUGUGGGGUCGUACAGUUGUUGGCCUAGUGAAAAAUGGCUAUCAAUCAUGACAAUUGUGUGACUAUGGUGUGAUGUUUUUCAAAAGUAUGUACUGGGCCAGUUUCCCAGACCCUGAUGAAGGCUAAGCCUAGGCUAAAAAGAAUUUUCAAUGGUGAUUCCCCAUUGGUGCUUAGUGCAACACUGCUUAUUCCACAUCCAAAAAAGAGGCUCAUUAUCAAGUUGGAAAGUUCAGCAAUCAGCUGAGAAAGAGCUCAUACAUUAAGACAAAUCUUCACUGAACUGCAAGUCAGAUGGAACCAAAACCUUGACAGGCCUCAGUUUUCAGCAUUUAAAGAAUGAUAAAUUCAGUCUUCACUACUUUUUUUGCUCGGCCUGGCAAAGCUUAAAAAAAAGCAAGUUUGCCAGGCUGAUGUGUGGAUUGUUAUAUUUACUACACAUUUUGCCUUAUGCAUUUAGCAAAAUGGCAAAUGGCAAAAAUGCAUUGGCAAAAAUUAUGGAAACACAAUCUAAAUGAUACAUUAACAGCCCAUUAAGCCCAUUUCUGCAUUUCUUUUGUAUCCAAAUAUAUAUCCGGUUCUGUUAUUUCUAGGUUUUACACAAUGCAGCUUCUUUCAAACAAACAAAUUUACCUAUAAACAAUUACGUUUGAGUGGUUUUCUUUUUGCUAUAGCUUUUACAAGGCUAUCUCUUGGAAAUUAUUGUUUCAGUACUGAACAAUGCUCUUUCUGUGCAGAAUGGAAUGUUGAAUGGAAUUUUGGAAGCUCUUGAUCAUUUUUCAAGUGGUUAUACUUGAAACAUCUGUCAGUUCUCAUUAUGUCAUAAUUGUGAUAUAUAUUUAUACCAUCAAAUACACAAGUAUAAAGUUUUAGUGUUUCUAUUUUCAUUUCUACAAUCUGCAGUGGGGUGACUUGCCCAUUUAAGCAAUUGAGCACUGCUUAAUUAAAAUAAACAACAAAUCUAU